Molecule: messenger RNA, 940 nt
Organism: Erigeron canadensis
Lineage: Eukaryota; Viridiplantae; Streptophyta; Magnoliopsida; Asterales; Asteraceae
Exons: 3
Coding region: 172-642 (156 amino acids)
Source: RefSeq, a predicted model, not a curated record
CUUGUCUUUGCUUCACAGAGAAUCCAUUUUUUCUCCUUUUCCCACAUCGCCACUUCCAUCUACAUAUAUAUAUGGCCCCUAUAUAUAUAUAUAUAGUCUUAUUAAAUUAAAUAUAGAAGAUAUAUCAUAUGUAUUAAAAAACACGUAUAUAGUAGUAAUUAAAUAAAUAAAAUGAAGGAGCAGGAAGGAUGGGUAGCUGCAGCUUUCUCAACCGACGCAUUAGUAGCUCAUCUUCUCUUACGUCUCAAACAAUCUUCUUCCUCACAAACUAUACUCAUCAACACUACGACGACGCCGUUUGGUCAUACUUGGGGUGACCGGAAGUCUCGCUCCAAAGCACAGCAGCAUCAGCAGCAAAGGAGUCCCACCACACCCUUUUCUUCGUGGAGUGGUGGAAGUGAUGGUGACGGCGAGUCUUGCCGGAAUUCCCCCAGUGAUAGAUCUGUUAAGGUUGGUGGUUCAACCACUUUUAUCGACACAAGAAAAAGAAAGCUUGAUUUGCAUCAAAACCCCGUGAUGGAAAACAACAUAUUUAUUCAAACAUCCUGCAAAGGUGAAUCAAAAGUUGAAACAGGGAAGAGGCGGUUUGUGUUGCCAGAUUUAAAUGAGAGCCCAGCCUCCGAAGAAUUGGUUGCGCUAUGAAGCCUGCUAUAUAUACGUUAAAAAAAAAAUUAAGAAGAAAAACUAAUGAUGUUUCUCAAGGUGGUGUUCCCGGAGGGCAUGAAAUGUUAACGUGCAUCCGAAAGCUUUUUGGUUAGCUAGAAUUAGGUAGACAAUGCUAGUCUUUCUUUAGUUUGGAUAUGUUCAGGAACAUAAUAUUCCUAUUGCCUGACUUUUCAACCUUUUUAAGUUGUAUUAUAUGUGUUGUGACUAUAAUUUGGGAGCAUACUCGUGAUUAUGUAUGUUUAUGUACUCAUAUUCUAACAGUGACUUGUGAUUA